Arabidopsis lyrata subsp. lyrata is the source of this 1965-nucleotide messenger RNA. RefSeq names its product F-box/FBD/LRR-repeat protein At1g80470. NCBI's taxonomy places the organism in Eukaryota, Viridiplantae, Streptophyta, Magnoliopsida, Brassicales, Brassicaceae. The transcript is spliced from 4 exons. Bases 343 to 1794 code for a protein of 483 amino acids. The record is from RefSeq and is a predicted model, not a curated record. Gene Ontology annotation, molecular function: protein binding.
CCAAAAGUAAUCAUUACAUUUCUACGAGUGGUCUUUUCAGAUUGCCGUAAAUUAACCUUUUUAUCAUUAAUUUAAUUAUCAUUAAAUAUAAUAAAAUCACCAUUAAAAAGGUCAAUGAAGGUCAAGCAAAGAAAAAGGGGCAGUUAUUAUAUUACUUACCAAGGGGCGUGACUCUUUGAUUUUGAAUAUAUAUACCAUACAAAAUUGUCAACACAAGUCAGAAAGCGAGCGAGAAACCCUCCGUGCCCUUUCGCCGGCGAAUUAUAUAGACGGUGUUUUCAUAGUCGAAGUCUUCUUCUUCUUCCUCUCUCUCUUUCUCUCGCCGUCAUCUCCUUCGUAGGUAUGAACGGCGGACGCAGUAAAAGACCAAUAUCAUCAGGUUUAGGCAGAGGAACCAUGGCUAAAACCUCUGUAAAGAAGAGCAAGUUGACGGAAUCCGAUUGGAUUAGUGGUUUACCAGAUGAUUUGCUACGUCAGAUCCUCUCGAAAGUCUCUACCAAGGAAUCGGUUAGCACAAGCGUUAUGUCAAAGCGAUGGAGAAAUCUCUGGAAACACGUGCCUGCCUUGGACUUGGACUCCAGUAAAUUCACUGAUGAAUGGGACUUGGAGGAUUUCUUUGAUAGCUUUGUGGAGUCUGAUGAAAAUCUAAAGAUGAAGAGGUUCAAGUGGAUUUACAAUGUUGAAGAGCAUUUUCACUCUGCUUUCGUGUCUCGGAUCGAUCUUGUGGUCAAUCGUGGAGUUUGUGAUUUUACUCUUCUGAGUAAGGUUAAUACUGAGGAAGAGUCAGUCCGGAUGCCUCUCUCCCUCUACUCAUGUGCGACUCUGGUGAAUUUAACUCUCUAUGGUGUAGUCUUCGAUGCGCCUCUAUCAGAAUUGGUUUCUUUACCUUGCCUCAAGACUAUGCAUCUCGAGGCUGUCAAGUUUGACGGAGAAUCAAUUCUUGAGGCACUCAUAUCAAGUUGCUCUGUUCUCGACGAAUUAAUCAUAGUUACGCAUCAUGAUGAUUUUCUCGGAGUUGUAUGUGUGCGCUCUCCGUCACUAAGACGCUUCAAACUAGAGUCUAUGCGUGAGGAAUAUGAGGAAUGUGAAGAUCCUGAUGUUGAAAUCGAUGCCCCCAAACUUGAGUACAUGAGCAUCACUGAUUAUCAAUCCGAGAGUUUCAUAAUACACAAUGUAUCUCCUUGUGCAAAGGUGAACAUUGAUCUUGUCUUUGAUGUGGAGGAGGAUGAUGAUUUUAUGAUCCAUGAUUUUCUCACCGCCAUAUCCACAGUUCGUGAAUUGACAAUCUCUGCUCGAACUCUAGAGAUGAUCCAUGAAUACUCGGAAAUGGAAUCCGUACCUCAGUUCUCUAACUUGUCUUGUUUGCAUGCUACGUUCUCUGAAUCUUCUUGGGAAAUGUUUCCAACAUUUCUUGGUUGCUGCCCAAAUCUACACUCACUUGACUUGGAAUUUGACUACCUUCCAAAGAAGGAGAAGAAUAAUCUUUCAUUUGUUCCUCAGUGUUUUCAAUCAUCUCUCGAGUUUGUUCAAUUGAAGGCACCAAUCACAGUGACUGAGAUACCAAGCAAGAUGGAACUAGCAAUAUACUUUAUAAGGAAUAGUGUAGUUUUGAAGAAACUGAUGCUAAAUGAAAGUUUUGGAGAAGUCAUGAACAAAGUCAGAAAGAUUCCAAAACGGGCAAGUGGGUGUGAAGUUGUCAUGCUUAAGCCAGCGUGCGGGGAUGUUUCUGAUGGAUCCAGUUUAUUACCAAUGAUCUACAAAGACAUGUUCAUUCCAAAAGUACUUGAUCAGUAAUCAAGUGGAAGAUCUUUUAGACUUGUUGUGGACAUGAAUCUUGGGUCUGACCAAGACGUUGUUUGUUUUUUUGCUAAGUUGAACCUUGAUUUGAUCGACUUUGGUGGAAACUUUUGUAAAUUCUCAUCGAGAUUUCUAGUGAGGAAAUAUGACUAUCACUUGCUUUUUAUA